AGUAGUUCUAUAAAUCUUUUCAGGUGAAAAAGAACUCUGCUCCACCCCACGUCAUCCUUAUCGCAGGCCUAUAAUCAUCAUGUGGCCUAUAAGUACAAGCAAGCUGUGACAAUGUUGCCUUUCUCUCUGCAGGCAACCAUGAACCUGACAGCUCCUCUGCUGUUGCUCGCCACAGCUUGUGCUGUGAGCGGCGCCCGGUUGCCCAAGAACUUAUGGCAGUUUGGAAAAAUGAUUGAGUGUGCCCAACCAGGAGUUAACCCUCUGAAGUACAACAAUUAUGGCUGUUGGUGCGGUUUAGGGGGCACAGGAAGCCCCCUGGAUGAACUGGACAUGUGCUGUAAAGUCCAUGAUAAAUGCUAUGAAAGUAGCAGAAAGAUUCCUGGAUGCACAUCCAUCACUGACCUUCCACAUGUUCUGGUUUAUGAUUACACCUGCAGUGGUACACAAAUAACUUGCUCAGCAACAAAUGACAAAUGCCAGUCUGCUGUCUGCGAGUGUGAUCGUGUGGCAGCUUACUGCUUCGAGAAGGCCAAGUUCAACUCAGAACACAAGGAUCUAGAUCCGGAUGUCCAUUGUGUCAAUUGAACAACACAAUAAAUAAA
Corythoichthys intestinalis (scribbled pipefish) is the source of this 602-nucleotide messenger RNA. RefSeq names its product phospholipase A2, group IB (pancreas) (gene pla2g1b). NCBI's taxonomy places the organism in Eukaryota, Metazoa, Chordata, Actinopteri, Syngnathiformes, Syngnathidae. Gene Ontology annotation, molecular function: phospholipid binding; calcium ion binding. The coding region runs from base 112 to 585 and encodes 157 amino acids. Gene Ontology annotation, biological process: arachidonate secretion; lipid catabolic process; phospholipid metabolic process. The transcript has 4 exons. The record is from RefSeq and is a predicted model, not a curated record.